Molecule: messenger RNA, 869 nt
Organism: Triticum dicoccoides
Lineage: Eukaryota; Viridiplantae; Streptophyta; Magnoliopsida; Poales; Poaceae
Exons: 3
Coding region: 223-600 (125 amino acids)
Source: RefSeq, a predicted model, not a curated record
GAGCCCAACGGCCCAGCUCCCACACGAUCCGAGAGGAAAAAGGGUCGAGAGAACGAAAAAAAAAAAAGCACGAGACUCACGCAGCCUCCUCGACGCGCCGCCGCCGGCUCAUCGACGCCGGCGUCCCUCCUCCGGCAAACUAACCGGGCUUGCCCAGUAGCUUGUCCUCUUCUAUCCCAAGCCUCAGUGCCAGCAGGCAGCAGCAGCAAGGAAGUUAGAAGCAUGAAGCCCGAAGAGAAGCCCAACCGGCCGCCAUCACGGCUGGACUGCAUAAAGUACUUCAAUGCACUAUGGUCCUGCUACUCGCCAUUCCACCAGAUGCAGAACUAUUACCGCUACGGGGUUUUUGACAACUGCUCCAGCAAGUGGCGCGAUCUCGUCGACUGUCUCAUGCUCAAGACGAAGUCGAGGGCGGAGGUAGAGGAGAUGCUCAUGGCGCGGGAGAAGGCCAGGCCGCACUUCUGGACCUACCGGACUGUCGACGAGGCGUCAGCGAACUGGUGGAAGAUGUACAAGCACAGGGUGAUGAUGUCGUCACCGCCAAAGACUGCAGGUUCUGCUGCGCCUCCUCCCAAACCUGCUGCACCGAAGAAGCGUUGAUUGUGCUUUUGGUGCGCUGUGCUUAUAACCACCGGUCUUUGUUCAAUCUUGAGUUACCGUGACAGGGUAAAUAAUUGGAACCCUGUAUGGAAGGAUACCCUAACCAUGUUCUGUAAAGCAUGGCAGGCAGCUGAUCGGUGGUUCUUAUGCUAUUUUUUGCACCAGCUAUGUUAGCUUUCUGCCUAAUUAUCAAGCAUAAAAGUUUUGGUUUGUGCUGUGGUGUGUUCUCAUUAAUUUUUAAUAAAUGCAGACUAGCUAAUUUCAGUUCA